CGACCCUCUGUCCCCGCCCCGGGGGCGGAGCCCAGGUCCCAGCCUGCGGAGCUCCAGACUAACCGAAAUCCGCCCGGGGCUCCCUGCGCGGCUCCCGCCGCCCCGCACCGAGAUUUGGUGAGACCCGCCCCCCGGCCCCGGGUCCUGCGGCCCUCGGCACCUGCGCAGGUGCAGGUGCGGCUUCCCCGCCCCUUUCACCCAGGCGCACCUGCAGCGGCGGCCAUGGCACGAGGAGACGCCCCGCGGGACAGCUACCACCUGGUCGGGAUCAGCUUCUUUAUCCUGGGUCUGGGCACCCUUCUUCCCUGGAACUUCUUCAUUACCGCCAUCCCGUACUUCCAGGCGAGACUGGCAGGAGACAGCAAUAGCACAGCCAGGACCCUGAGCACCAACCACACGGCCCCCGAGGACGCCUUCAACUUCAACAACUGGGUGACGCUGUUGUCCCAGCUGCCCCUGCUGCUCUUCACCCUUCUCAACUCCUUCCUGUACCAAUGCAUCCCGGAGACAGUGCGCAUUCUGGGCAGCCUGCUGGCGAUACUGCUGCUCUUUGCCCUGACGGCAGCGUUGGUCAAGGUGGACAUGAGCCCCAGACCCUUCUUCUCCAUCACCAUGGCCUCCGUCUGCUUCAUCAACUCCUUCAGUGCAGUCCUACAGGGCAGCCUCUUCGGGCAGCUGGGCAUCAUGCCUUCUACCUACAGCACCCUCUUCCUCAGCGGCCAGGGCCUGGCUGGGAUCUUUGCUGCCCUUGCCAUGCUCCUGUCCAUGGCCAGUGGUGUGGACGCCCAGACAUCCGCCUUGGGGUACUUCAUCACGCCCUGUGUGGGCAUCCUCAUGUCCAUUGUGUGUUACCUGAGCCUGCCUCACCUGAAGUUUGCCCGCUACUACCUGGCCAAGAAACCAUCCCAGGCCCAAGCUCAGGAGCUGGAGACCAAAGCUGAGCUCCUCCAUUCCGAUGAGAAGAAUGGGAUUCCCAAUAGUCCCCAAAGGGUAGCUCUGACCCUGGAUCUUGACCUGGAGAAGGAGCCGGAACCGGAGCCAGAUGAGCCCCAGGAGCCAGAAAAACCUUCAGUUUUCAUUGUCUUCCAGAAGAUCUGGCUGACGGCGCUGUGCCUUGUGUUGGUCUUCACAGUCACCCUGUCCGUCUUCCCCGCCAUCACAGCCAUGGUGACCAGCUCCACCAGUCCUGGGAAGUGGAGUCAGUUCUUCAACCCCAUCUGCUGCUUCCUCCUCUUCAAUAUCAUGGACUGCCUGGGACGGAGCCUGACAUCUUACUUCCUAUGGACGAGGACAGCCGGCUGCUGCCCCUGCUGGUCUGCCUGCGCUUCUUGUUCGUGCCCCUCUUCAUGCUGUGCCACGUGCCCCAGAGGUCCCGGCUGCCCAUCCUCUUCCCGCAGGAUGCCUACUUCAUCACCUUCAUGCUGCUCUUUGCCAUUUCUAAUGGCUACCUGGUGUCCCUCACCAUGUGCCUGGCGCCCAGUAGAGACGGAGUCUCACGGUGUUGGCCAGGAUGGUCUUGUUCUCCUGACCUUGUGAUCCGCCCGCCUUGGCCUCCCAAAUUGCUGAGAUUACAGGCGUGAACCACCGCGCCCGGCUGAGAGCUAAGGUUUGACCAAAAACAAGGUUCAUGGGCCAUUUCCUCAAGGGGCAAUGCAGUGGAGAAUCCAGAGAGAAUGAAACUGACAGGGUGGGGGCACUGUGGAAAGGGUAGGCUGUGGAAUCUGGAAUCCCAUAAUGUUGGACCCAGAGGCCCUGAGAGAUGUCCUUGUCCAGCAGCUUCCUUUACAUACCAGGAAACUGAGGCCCAGAAAGAAGGGGCUACUUAUGGUGACACAAGGGUUGGGUCAGAGGCCCAGACUGGACGGGCAGAGGGCAGUGGAGCUGGGUCUAGGUUUGGGCCCAGUGUUUUCUAAGAGCUCCUGUUCCCGGUGUUCCAGGCAGGUGCUGCCACACGAGCGGGAGGUGGCUGGCGCCCUCAUGACCUUCUUCCUGGCCCUGGGACUUUCCUGUGGAGCCUCCCUCUCCUUCCUCUUCAAGGCGCUGCUCUGAAGCAGUCCCUCCAGGAUCUUUGGCAGCCUCUUCUCGAAGUCUCCUUCUGGAGCUGAGAUCCAGCCCAGGGUGAAUGGCAAGCUCGGCUCAGGCUUCUGCUGGGCAGGGGAGCCUGGGCCUGGGGUUGCCAGCAGGGGCCAGGAGCUGCUCUCUAACCCUUGGAGUGCUGUGGGGAAGAAUUCACCCUGGGUCAUUCUAACCCUCACCCAGGAAUGGAGGUGACUCGCACAAGACCUCGUGGAAAGGGUGAUGACCAGGGACAAGUGGGAGCAGUACACAGCUGCUCCCCACCAUCAGCUCUGCCUAUGUUCAUCAUCACCAGGAGCAGAGGCGACCAGAGGGUUCAGAGUGGGAGGUGGGGCCAGUCCAGCGCAGGAGCUCCUCAUCUUCCCAGGCUUCAGCAACCCAGGGUAAAAGAUGCCAGGGACAUUGCGGGGACCUGGGAGGAGGAACAGGUGUUGAGGACCUGAGGGUGCUCAAAGCGCUAGGCUCAGCCUCAAGCAGUAUUUUCAUUGCCAACACUUACUGUCCCCUCUUUCCAGAGCCCAGCUGGGUCUGGGCCCCAGAACCGCAGCCAGCCUGCAUGUGUGCACUGCACUUUACAGUUUGCAAAGCUCUUCCAUACCCACUCUCUCACUGAAGCCUAAUUGAGGACCUUGGAAGGAGCUGAACAAAGAUUGUGCUUCCCCCAUUAUACAGGGGAGGAAACUGAGUCCUGGGGGAAGUGACUGGUUUGUGGUAGAGCUGGGACUCAGUCCCGUCUCCCUCCUCCCUGUAGGUGCUGUUCUUCCUGCCCAACACCUGUUUUUCUUUUCCUUAAGGGGUUCGGGGCAGGAGCCCUGGGCUCUCACUCUCCUUUUUGCUGUUUCUCCUUCUGUGGACCCUGCUCCUGGGUCUAAUAACAACCCCAUUUAUUUGUAUAA
Molecule: messenger RNA, 2972 nt
Organism: Callithrix jacchus (white-tufted-ear marmoset)
Lineage: Eukaryota; Metazoa; Chordata; Mammalia; Primates; Cebidae
Source: RefSeq, a predicted model, not a curated record